Messenger RNA from Danaus chrysippus (African queen), 1575 nucleotides. The record is from the annotation of a GenBank genome assembly. NCBI's taxonomy places the organism in Eukaryota, Metazoa, Arthropoda, Insecta, Lepidoptera, Nymphalidae.
AUGGGGGAUGAUGGGGGUGAUGGGGAUGAAGGGGGUGAUGGAGAUGAUGGAGGUGAUGGGGAUGACGUGGAUGACGGGGGGGGUGAUGGGGAUGAUGGUUGUAAUGGGGAUUAUGGAAAUGAUGGAGAUGAUGGAUUUGAUGGGGAUGAUGAUGAUGAUGGAGAUGAUGGAGAUGAUAGGGGUGAUGGGGAUGAAGGGGCUGAUGGAGAUGAUGGAGAUGAUGGGGGUGAUGGGGAUGAAGAGGGUGAUGGAGAUGAUGGAGAUGAUGGGGAUGAUUGGGGUGAUGGGGGUGAAGGGGGUGAUGGAGAUGAUGGAGAUUAUGGGGGUGAUGGGGAUUAUGGGGAUGAUGGAGUUGAUGGAGAUGAUGGAGAUGAUAGGGAUGAUGGGGAUGAUGGGGGUGAUGGGGAUGAAGGGGGUGAAGGAGAUGAUGGGUGUGAUGGGGAUGAUGGAGAUGAUGAAGAUGAUGGAGAUGAUAGGGAUGAUGGGGAUGAUGGGGGUGAUGGGGAUGAAGGGGGUGAUGGGGAUGAUGGGUGUGAUGGAGAUGAUGAAGAUGCUUGGGAUAAUGGGGGUGUAGUGAAGAUGGGGGUCAUGUGGAUGAUGGGGAUGAUGGAGGAGAUGUGGAUGAUUGGGGUGAUGGGGAUGAUGAUGAUGGGGAUGAGGAGAAUGAUGUGGAUGAUGAGGAUGAUGGAUGAUGGGGAUGAUGGAUAUGAUGGAGAUGAUGGGGAUGAAUGGGGAGAUGGGGAUAAUGUGGAUGAUGGAGAUGAUGGGGAUUAUGGAGAUGAUGGAGAUGCCUGGGAUGAUGGGGGAUGUGAUGGAGAUGAUGGAAAUGAUUGGUGUAAUGGGGAUGAUGGAGAUGAUGGAGAUGAUGGGGAUGAGGGGGGUGAUGUGGAUGAUGGAGACGAUGUGGAUGAUGUGGAUGAUGUGGAUGAUGGAGAUGAUGAAGAUGAUAGGGAAGAUUGGUGUGAUGGGGAUAAAGGGGGUAAUGGGGAUGAAGGGCAUGAUGGGGGUGAUGUGGAUGAUGUGGAUGAUGGAGAUGAUGGGGAUGAUGGAUAUGAUGGAGAUGAUGGGGAUGAAUGGGGAGAUGUUGAUGAUAUGGAUGAUGGAGAUGAUGGGGAUGAUGGAGAUGAUGGAGAUGCUUGGGAUGAUGGGGGUGUAGGGAGGAUGGGGGAGGAUGGGGGUGAUGUGGUUGAUGGGGAUGAUGGAGAAGAUGUGGAUGAUUGGGGUGAUGGGGAUGAUGGGGAUGAUGGGGGUGAUGGAUAUGAUGAUGAUGGAGAUGAGGGGAAUGAUGUGGAUGAUGAGGAUGAUGGGGAAGAUGGGGGUGAUGUGGAUGAUGGGGAUGAUGGAGGAGAUGUGGCUGAUUGGGGUGAUGGGGAUGAGGGGUUGAUGAUGAUGGGGAAAAAAAAGGGGAAUGUGUGUGUGAUGAGGAUGAUGGGUGUGAUGGGGAUGAUGGGGAUGAUGGGGGUGAUGGAUGAUGGAGAUGAUGGAGAUGAUGGGGAUGAUGGGAUGAUGGGGAUGAUGAUGAUGAUGAUGAUGGAGAUGAUGGGGAUGAUGGGGAUGAUGGGGAUGAUGGGAUGA